AUGCCAACAGCGGUCGAAGUUGGAGUACCUGAUGAGAACCUAGAAAUGUUCAAAGCAUUAUGCCUGGCUGAUUUGGCAAAUCAUGGGAUCACCCGUCUUUCGUUUGAUUGGGAGUUGGCGGACAGGUCUCCUUGGAACCAAACUGUAGCAAUAUUCAUUGCCAAGCAUUGGCAGUAUGCCUACUCUCAGGGCGCGUUUGAUGACAAGGCAAUAUGGUCGGCCCACAACACCGAAAAAACAUGCAUUGGCAUAAUACUUAGAUGGUUACGUGGCCGUUCGGAAGAUAUUCGUCAAAAACGCCGAUCUCCUGAAAAACUUCGACAGAAAGAGGCCUGUCGUAAAAAAAGAAUGCUUUUCAAAUACCGCGCGGAUUCAUUAUCGCGCCUUCUAGUAGCCAGAAAUCUGCCUCAAGAUGCAUCCGUCAUUUUACCACAUCACAACUGUUGCUCGGACACCGAGUGGGAUCCUGAAGAAACACAAUAUCCAUCAGUAGGACUUGUCUGGAGAAGUCAACAGUACACUUCUUUGAUUCAUCAAAUUGACGGGCUGUCUUUUAAAUAUUCUAAAUCUACUCAGGGUGCACGUGCUGCCUCCCAACGGUUUGAUCAAUGUCGCACACAAGCCACUCAAACUAAUAUUCACGCUGCUGUUUGUCCUGGUCUCCCCGAAAAUUGCUAUGACCCACUUUUUAUCUCCAAUUUGACAACUGAAGAAAGAGCUGCACUUAACUUGAAGCCUGUGUCAAAUCUGUUGAUUACUCUACCUACUGAGAUAGAAGACUUUGCGGUCUAG
Molecule: messenger RNA, 792 nt
Organism: Melampsora larici-populina 98AG31
Lineage: Eukaryota; Fungi; Basidiomycota; Pucciniomycetes; Pucciniales; Melampsoraceae
Exons: 2
Coding region: 1-792 (263 amino acids)
Source: RefSeq, a predicted model, not a curated record